Molecule: messenger RNA, 1983 nt
Organism: Macrosteles quadrilineatus (aster leafhopper)
Lineage: Eukaryota; Metazoa; Arthropoda; Insecta; Hemiptera; Cicadellidae
Product: guanine nucleotide-binding protein G(o) subunit alpha-like
Exons: 9
Coding region: 162-1229 (355 amino acids)
Biological process (GO): Rho protein signal transduction; adenylate cyclase-modulating G protein-coupled receptor signaling pathway
Cellular component (GO): heterotrimeric G-protein complex
Molecular function (GO): G protein-coupled receptor binding; G-protein beta/gamma-subunit complex binding; GTPase activity
Source: RefSeq, a predicted model, not a curated record
AAAAGAACGCAAGCGACGAAGACGAAACAUUUCUGUUUGUUUACAAUUUAGGCUAGGUUUUAUCUGCUGUUUAGAGACUAAAUUGUGACUCAUACCUUUAGACUAUAAGACGUAAUAAGAGGAGAGUAGCUGAGCCGGAGGUUACACAACGCCAGCAUGGGAUGGGUGGAUGUCUGACGUUAGAUAGAGAAGAAGCCAAGGCUCGUCAGCGAAGUGAUGAGAUUGACAAGCAACUCAGCGAGCUCGCUCAUCAAGAGAGAAACAUCAUCAAGAUCCUGCUGCUCGGGGCGGGGGAGAGUGGCAAGAGCACGUUGGUGAAACAGAUGAAGAUCAUCCAUAGUGAUGGCUUCACUAGAGACGAGCUUUGCAGCUUCCGACCCACUGUCAUGGAUAACCUUUUGUCGUCCAUGAAGUACGUGCUGGGUGGCAUGGGACUGCUGCGGAUCAACUUGCAAACUGCUAAGAACAAGGGCCAUGCCCAGACUGUACUCACAGCCACCAGCUGUUUUGACAAAAGUUUCACCAUGUUGCCGGACGUCGCUGUCGCGCUGCAAUGUCUGUGGCAAGACAGAGGGGUGAGACUGGCUGUCGCAAGAGGCUUUGAGUAUCAACUCAACGACUCUGCCAUUUACCUGUUUGACAACAUGGAUCGCAUCUGUGACCCUAAAUAUGUCCCGACGGCAACUGAUGUUCUGAGAGCCAGGGUGAGGACCAAUGGCAUCAUUGAAACUCACUUCAAGAUCAAUGACUUUAUCAUCAGAAUGUUUGACGUUGGAGGUCAGAGAUCCCAGAGACGGAAGUGGAUUUAUUGUUUUGAUGAUGUCAAGGCUGUGCUGUUCGUUGUCUCUCUCAGCGGCUAUGAUAUGACACUAAUUGAAGAUUCCAGUGUCAACCGGUUGGAAGAGAGUUUGAACUUGUUCUCUCAGAUCGUCAACAACCGGUUCUUCAGAGAAGCUAGCUUCAUUCUGUUUCUAAACAAGUUUGAUUUGUUCAGAGAAAAGAUCUUGUACUCUGGACGACAUUUGAGGUUGUACUUCCCUGAUUAUAGAGGGCCGGACUUUGAUGUGGACAGAGGUGCUCUGUUUAUCCAGCACAAGUUUGCUCUCCGCAACCACAACUCUGCCAAGGUGUUGUACCCUCACUUCACCACAGCCACGGACACCAGCAAUGUGCAGGUGGUCAUGGACAUGGUCAUCAGUGAGAACUUGGCUCAAGUCACUCUGGUGUAACAGAUGUUGAACUGAAUGAAACGAUUGGUCUCAAAAGAUUCUCUAAUGUUGUUCCUACAAAAGAAGAUCAUUUACCAAAAAUCGUCGAUCCAAAACGUGUAAAGAUUAAGGUAGACUGUAGGAGGAACAAAUACAAUUGUAAGUGUUAAAUAUAUUUGGAAUCAACCUUUAUUUUGUUUGUAGAAUUUGUAUUUAUUUAUUGUUUAAAAUAAUGUUUUCCCGGUAGAAUUUGUUUUCUAGAAAUCUUUAGUGAAAAUAUGGCUUGUUAGUUGUAUUUCAUUAUAUUUAUAUAUACAUAAAGUAGAUUUAGAAGUUUCACAUUACUUGGUGAUAAGUCUAAAAAAGAUCAUACUUUGAUUAUGUUGACUAUGUGGAAUGUUUUUUUUUUUCUUUUGUAAAAUAAUGUAGAUAAAUAGCCUAAUAAAGCUUUAUUUUCCGUUAGUUAAAAGUAAAAGUAUUAUAUUUAAAAGUCCAUGGUAGAUUACUUACUUUGUUAUUUUUACCUGAGUGCAAUAAUUAUUCUUGACUAAGUUCUGGUUCAGUAUUAUGAUGGAGACCUUUAGUAGUAUAUUACGUUACUAGUCCUGAAAAUGAGUGUUUACCGGACGAGUGUGGUCGUUCCCGUGCGAGACGAAGUCAAGUACGGGAUUACCAUACGAGUCCGGUACACACAUUUUGGACGAGUUAGGUACGAUAGUUUACGCCAUACUAAUAAAUCUGUACAAAUCCUUAUAUAUUUCCACCAACUAAAGGA